Manduca sexta (tobacco hornworm) is the source of this 1745-nucleotide messenger RNA. RefSeq lists its product as uncharacterized. Lineage: Eukaryota; Metazoa; Arthropoda; Insecta; Lepidoptera; Sphingidae. The transcript has 6 exons. Gene Ontology annotation, cellular component: membrane. Bases 366 to 719 code for a protein of 117 amino acids. Gene Ontology annotation, biological process: cell adhesion; tissue regeneration. The record is from RefSeq and is a predicted model, not a curated record.
UAAAAGUAUUUGUGUGUUCGUGAUCAUCCGUGUUUUGUGCAGUUAGAUUACAUCCUGAAGUGGAAUUUGCAUUAUUUCAACUGACGUGUGUAAUAAGUGUGAUUAGUGGCAUACAAGUAGCAGUCUCUACAUCGAAUUUGCCCAGAGUCCACGGCCACAACUCAAAGAUACCACGACUGGUGAAGGCAAACAAUGAAAAGCAACAACCAUUAUCCGAUGAGCCUGAGGCCGACGAGUUUGCCGGAGACGUGGAGGAGCCCGACAGCGCCGCGGACUCCGGCACCGACGUCGGACUCCUGGACGACAAUGACGGCCCGCAUGAUGGUGGUGGCGAGAUCCAGAGUGGAUUUGGUGACGACGAUCGCAUGUCACCAGUGCCCGAGGUGCCGCCAAAAUUGGUAACAUACCAGUUAAACAAGAUCUCCGCUCUGGGCAUUGCGGACUUAGGGCUGUUAUCCGCCAACGUGAAUCAGCUACACAACCUUCUAGAUUCUUCGAACACCCAGCCGUAUUAUCACUUCAACUUGACCCUAAUCGCCGCUAGCAUUAUUCUGCAAAUCGCUGUGGGCCUCGGCAUCGUCAUGAACAACUUCUACAAAGUCCUUAAAAAGGACACAUACAAAGCGGGCAUUAUCAACGACAUGACCGUGGUGGGCGUGUUCCUGGUCACCGUCUUGAAUUUGUUUAUCACGUCGUUUGGCAUGGCGACUUCGCUCUAGUCGCCGACACGUGACUCCCCACGACAUCUAGCGACUAUAAACUCAAACUUUAAGUCUUAAUUCUCUUUUACCACACUGCUAUUUCACCGCUAUUGUAUCUCAAUUGUUGCUGAAAAGGUGCUCAUGGUUGGAAAGUUGGAAGGGAAGAGACCACGAAGACGAAACCACAAAAGAUGGAUAGACCAGAUUUCCAGUGCGUUGAAUGUUUCCAUUAAUACAGCAUUUCAUCAGGCAAAAGACCGAAGCCGGCGGAUAAACAUCACAGUGGAGAUUAUUGAGAGUUACGAUCCUCAAUAAUGAGUAACAAAUCUUAUGUACUUACUUAUGAGCUAUGUUUAAGGUAAAUUAUAUUAUUUUACUCUUAUAAAGUAGUACAAUUUAGAUGUAAUAUGAAUCUCCUCCGACAUUAUCACAAAUAUAUUUAAGUUUAGAAUUAUACGCUCAUAAAAAUAUUCCAUAACAAAGAGAUCAAGAUCAUAUAGAACGGACGUUGGGAAGAUUAUCAUACAAUUUUUGCGCUUAUGUGUUGGUUACUCAAUCUGCUGUGAAAUAGCAAAACAUUAAUAUAAAAUACUUCAUAUGUUUCCAUAUCAUGAUUUGCACGGUUUUAAUGUGAAUUUAUUUUAUGUAAAUAUAUUAUUUUUGUAUAUCUAAGUACGCUGUGACAUCUUGUCACACGGACAUUUCAAAUAAGACAGCGACUUAUUACCGAUUGGUAAUAGCUUUUGGAGUAAAAAUUGCGUCCUGAUGUCCGGUCUAUAUAUAACUAACUUUGUUCCAUAAUGAUUAUAAUGAUGAAUUUACUUAAGUCUAGCAAAAUACUAUUAAGUUUAUAAUUUAAUCGUUCUUUACAUCAAUUACUUCAAGAUAAUCAAGUAUUUAUUUUAACAUUAGCUUAUACAUGGAAAUUAGAUAAAUCCCUUACGACGGAGAUACAGGAUUUCAUUAAUAUAUUUUGUUCUUUUUGUGUAUGUAGGUAAUGUCGACUAGUCGUGUACUAAGUCAACGUAUGUUAAAUAGUCCAAA